UGGUAACAGUUAAAAACAGCUGUUUCAUUACCUAAUUACCGAUCAAUCUAUCAUCCUCUCUGAGUAAAAGUAUUCUGUGCUAUCAGCUGUCUAGUGUGAAGUUACUUAGAGGCCAGAGUUACCUACUGAAUUUCAAUUUAUAAUUAAUUAUAAUAUCUGACAUGUAAGCAAGGUUACGAAUCUUCAAUUUUUUUACCUAUAAACAAUCAUUCUAUUCGUGUCUACAAAGACACGAAAUAUUCAUUUAAUAAACAAGAAUAAUGUGAAAAUAUAUAACGCAAAGUUUAAAAUCAAUAACUAAAUUAAAAUGAAAGUUAUAAAAGAGUGGUUCGUUGAUGUGGAGUGGGGUAAAGUUGCGUUAAUAUCAUGGGGCAAUCCACGAGGCCAACCGGUACUACUUGUUCAUGGGCGUCAAGACAGUGCGGCCACUUUCUUGCCGUUACUGGAACUGCUGUCUGAUAAUUAUUACUAUGUUGGAUUUGACAUGCCAGGACAUGGAAAAUCGGAUACAUUGCCCAUAGGAAUACCAUUGUCAAGAUCUUUUGGAAUUUUAGUUAUUGAUAAAAUAAUUCGACACUUGGGUUGGACCAAGUUUAUGUAUAUUGGACAUUCCAUGGGUGGUGGGCAAGGAUUAUUCUACAACGCCAUAUAUCCAGGGAACAUUACGAAAAUGAUUCUUCUUGAUACAGACCCAGCUCUUUAUUUUUUGGUCAUACAAGACUAUCCAGACUUCUAUUCAGUGUAUGAGGAUUAUUAUACUAACUAUAAAAAAUAUAAUAGCGAUGACCGUGUGUACACCAAGUCUGGAGCCUUGCAAGCUGUGAUGAGGGCUCGGGGGAUGACGGAGGAACAGGCUGAGGUUAUACUCUCGAGGAAUCUGAAGAAGAUUGGGGAGGAUCAAUACAAAUUACUAUGGGACAGACGGAUGAAAAAUUUAGCACCAAUGAACUAUUCAUCUGACUAUUGUUAUAGACUACUCUCAAAGAAUUGCCCGCCGAGCUUAUAUAUCAUCGCUAGUCAAAGCUUUGCUGAACGUCAUCCGAAAGAAAAGCCAAUUGUUGAUGAAUUAAUAUCGAAGUUGGAAAAAAAUAUAAAGAACUUCACAGUUUUGAACGUGGAUGGAACGCAUGAUGUACAUUUCAUACAUCCGGAGCGUAUCAGUGAUCAUAUCCGUUUGUUUUUAGAAACAGAUGAUGUUAAGAGUAAAUUAUAGUCAAAUAUAUAUAUAUAUAUAUAUAUAUAUAUAUAUAUAUAUAUAUAUAUAUAUAUAUAAAUGCCAAAAAAAAACAUUUAGGGUUUCUGUGUCAAAAAAUUCUCAAUAGCAGCCGAGAGUGCAUCAAAGAGCACGUAAAGCCGUUGGUAGUGUGCCUGAACUCUUUCGGGGUCAGAUUUGCCGCCAUUAUAAUCAAUAUAAAGGCAUUUAUAGGCAGAUUAGCAAAUGGGUUACUUGAUAAUUUGACUAAGAUGUUAUGUAUUUACAAUCUCAAUCAAAUCAAACCAAAACACAACUAUGGCAUCCAACCACAUAUAUAACACACACAUACAUAUAAAACACACAUCUUAAUCUUUAAGUAUUGUGUUACUAUCGCUUGUGCAUGUGUUCGCUCCCUUCCAAUCUAAUGUGUGUAUGUGUGUGUGAGUAUCAUUUAGUUAAAUAUUCGAUCAAAUAAUAAAAGUCCACGUAAUAUUUAGAUCUACUCACCGGAGGCCGUGUGUAUGUGGAUGUUGCAUUUCUUUUUCUUGUUUGGUGAAAACGUGUAAGUGCGUUUUGGACUCACCACAUGGAAAUCAUUGGUGCUGAACGCGCUAGUCUACUAAAUAACCAGCGGUACCAACUCUGUCUAUUCGGGGGGGGGGGGGGGGGGGUAUCGUUGCUUCACGGGAUCGCUUGUAAAUGUUAUGUUAUGCAAAUAUUUGGUACAAUACAAUACAAUACAAUAUCGAAUAAGUACAAUUCAGAUACAAUACAAUACAACACGGAUACAAUACACUGUACACGUCUGUCAGCAAACAUGUCGACCCGCCUGUUUCCUGACGGUGUUCUAACCCGAAGUUCGGCCUAACAGGAGGUACUCUUAGGAAGCGUAAUCUGAGCCCUUAACUGGGCUCACAACAUCCGGCUGAGUAUCUUAAAGAGUCACCCUCCGCCCGGUGUUGCUGUCGAGGCCAACAGCAACAUGUCAAUUUGAAGAAAAGAAAACAUCCAUCUAGGCUAGCUAUUGAGGAUUUAAAAAAAAGGGUCUGUGUCAAAAAAAUCUCAAUAGCUGCCGAAAUUGCAUCGAAGAGCACGUAAAACCGUUGGUAGUGUGGCUGAACUCUUUCGGGGUGAGAUUUGCCGCCCUUAUCAAAGAGAGUGCAUCUGUAUUUUCGAGUUCACUCUCGAGCAUUUAUAUAUGUAUAUAAAUAUAUAUUGAUUGAUUGUACCUAUCAGGACUCGGGCAAAGCAUUCCACCGUUUCGCAGUGUGAAUAAUAAACGUGGAUUCAAAGCGCUUCGUACGUAAACGGGGUUCAUUCAUUAGACAUUAUAUAAACCAGGCGACUGUUGUUGCUGGUAUCCUUGUAAAAGGUCGCUGCAGCCGAAAUCAAUCAGGAGGACAUCAUCAUUUUGAACCUCGUCCUAAUUUGUAUUAAUGUAAAAAAAAAUACUGAGUUUCUUGCCGGUUCUUUUUGUUAGACUCCACACUCCGAAAAGCGCUACUAAGCGCUUGACGAUUCAUAAGUACUUUUAAAAGUAUAUUUUGAUUGUGUUAUAUAUUACAAGUGAUACAGCGACCGGGUAUUUUGAAAAACACGUAGUAUGUCCAACGAAGCGCAACUUACAUUUUAUUAUAUCAACUUUAUUACUAACCAUUUCUUUUGAAGUUAUGAAGAACGAUAUCAUAACUCCCCCUCCCCCCAACUAGUAACGGCCUGUGAAUGUCCCAAUGCUGGGCUAAGUCCUCCUCUCCCUUUUAAAGAAGAAUGCUUUAGAGCUAUUCCACCACGGGUUGGUGGAAUACACGUGCCAGAAUUUCAGUGAAAUUAGACCGUCGAGUACGAGAUGAAUUAUAAUCACAAAUUAAGCACAUGAACAUUCAGUGGUGCUUACCCGGGUUUGAAACCACGAUCAUCGGUUAAGGUUCACGCGUUCUUACCACUGGGCCACCUUGGCUUAUCCCGAAACUAAAUAGCAAAUAACGCAGAGAUGUAUUUUUAUAUUGAAUUUUGUGAUGAGGUUUAUCGAUGUAAAUUAAACUCGAGGUUAAUGGUGUUGUACAUUUUUUUUUAAUAUUUUUA
This is a messenger RNA of Nymphalis io (European peacock), 3277 nucleotides long. RefSeq names its product serine hydrolase-like protein. NCBI's taxonomy places the organism in Eukaryota, Metazoa, Arthropoda, Insecta, Lepidoptera, Nymphalidae. The coding region runs from base 308 to 1213 and encodes 301 amino acids. The transcript is spliced from 5 exons. The record is from RefSeq and is a predicted model, not a curated record.